GGGAUUCGGUGUCGGUGCGGUCGGGAUGCUGCCGCGGGGAACGGGCAGGGCUUCGGUCUAGAACUCGGCUGUCCCUGUCCCUCGGCCCCGGCACAGCCUGGCCCGGUACCCCGGUAGCGGCUCUCAUCACGCAGCCGGGGCCGCGGGCGGGAGCGCUCCGGUGGCAUGCUUACUGCCGUGAGACACGCGUGAGGAGGGGGUUUGCAUAAAGGGGAGGGAGGCCCGGCCCCCCCUGACCGGGUCGAAAUUGUGCCGUGGAAAAAGUUGCGGCUGUUUUAGAGCCAGGCGGUGUGAGCAGAAGAGAGCGUUGCGGUACCUGGUAAAUCCGCUGGCUUCAGAGAAGAGCAGCCCCGUAGCUCAGCACUUCCUUCUCCCGAUAAGAUCUUCGCCUGCGCUCGUCACGGGUGGCGGCUGCCGCCGCUGCCCCACUUGAAUUGGUUUCAGACUCCUCCCGCUGCGAGACGGGGAGCGGGAGAGCGGCGAGGCGGGAGGAGGAAGGAGGCGAUGUGCGGGGACGCCCUGCUCCCCACGGCCUCCACCGCCCCGCAUAUCCCCGCUGCCUGCGUUGCUGGCAGAGCCGGCCGGGCGGCGGAGCCGCGGCUGGCACCGACAUGGGAACCUUAGGGAAAAGAAGAGAAAACCAGCAGCCUGCCCAAGCAUGUGGCACUGCCCCUGAAGCACUUGAGCUGAAGCACAUUGGUCACUGUCACAGCCUUUCAAAUACCACCCAGGUCACGAUGGUGCCAUUGGGGCAUUUAGCCAAAGGGGCCACUUUGGAAGAUCUACUUGAAACCUGCAUUCAGUCUUUUGAUUUAGAAGGAAAUGCAUAUCGAAACAAACAGCUGCUAAAGAUAAUUCUGGCUAUGCAUCAGUUUAUCAUCUCCUCUGCAGAUAUGCUCCGGAAACUCAUUGAUCUCUAUCUCAAUGCUUUAGAAAAUAAAUCUUCCACAAUGUGUGUGAAGAUAUGCUAUUUUGUGAGGUAUUGGAUUACAGAGUUCUGGGUUAUGUUCAAAAUGGACUCUAAACUGUCCACCACUAUGGAGGAGUUUCAAGAACUGGUUAAAGCUAAUGGUGAGGAGUUACACUGCCGUCUGAUUGACACGACUCAAAUAAAUUCUAGGGAUUGGUCUAGAAAGCUGACACAGCGUGUCAAGGCCAACACCAGUAAGAAACGGAAAGUCUCUCUGCUUUUCGAUCACCUUGAGCCAGAGGAGCUUUCAGACCACCUCACCUAUCUUGAAUUCAAGUCUUUCAGAAGGAUAUCAUUCUCAGAUUAUCAAAACUACAUUGUGAACAGUUGUGUGAAGGAGAAUCCAACAAUGGAAAGAUCAAUUGCUCUUUGCAAUGGAAUCUCUCAGUGGGUGCAGCUGAUGGUUCUCAGCAGACCAACACCACAGCUUCGGGCUGAAGUGUUCAUCAAAUUCAUUCACGUUGCACAGAAGCUCCACCAGCUGCAGAAUUUCAAUACAUUAAUGGCAGUGAUAGGAGGUCUCUGUCACAGUUCUAUUUCCAGGCUGAAGGAAACCAGCUCAUGUGUUCCUCAUGAUGUAAUUAAGGUGUUUAAUGAAAUGACAGAACUACUUUCAUCUUACAGAAAUUAUGACAGUUACCGGCGUGCCUAUAAUGAGUGCAGUAACUUUAAAAUUCCAAUCCUUGGGGUCCACCUGAAAGACUUGAUAUCUCUUCAUGAAGGCAUGCCAGACUAUUUAGAUGACAAAAAAGUUAACAUAUAUAAACUCUACUCUCUGUAUAACCACAUAAAUGAGCUGAUACAACUCCAGGAAAUGCCACUUCCUCUGGAGGCUAAUAUGGACCUUGUUCAUUUGCUUACGCUGUCCCUUGAUCUUUAUUACACAGAAGAUGAAAUUUAUGAACUUUCAUAUGCACGAGAGCCACGAAGUCACCGAGCUGCUCCUUUGACACCUUCCAGACCACCCGUAGUUGCAGACUGGGCCUCAGGAGUAGCCCCAAAACCUGAUCCAAAAACCAUCAGCAAGCAUGUUCAGAGAAUGGUGGAUUCUGUCUUCAAAAACUAUGACCAUGAUCAGGAUGGAUACAUUUCCCAAGAAGAAUUUGAAAAGAUAGCUGCCAGUUUUCCAUUUUCAUUUUGUGUAAUGGCUAAAGACUGGGAAGGUCUGAUUAGCAGGGAUGAAAUAACAGCUUACUUUAUGAGGGCUAGCUCAAUCUAUUCCAAAUUAGGACUUGGCUUUGCUCACAACUUUCAAGAGACCACUUACUUAAGACCUACUUUCUGCGACAACUGUGCUGGAUUUCUAUGGGGAGUCAUUAAACAAGGAUACAGAUGCAAAGACUGUGGAAUGAACUGUCACAAGCAAUGCAAAGACAUGGUGGUGUUAGAAUGCAAGAGAGGACCCAAACUUUCAGUUGCAGACAGCAGCCCAACAGCUGCUCUUGCUUCAAGCCUCUGCCCAGUAGGAGUAAAAGAGCAAUUCCAUGGACAUGAAGAAGGAGUGUUCACAAUUCCUAAUGGAGAAGUAGUGGUACACAAUGAAGACAGCAAGGACCGAACAAUUAUGCUCAUGGGUUCCUCAGCUCAGAAAAUCUCAGUGAGACUGAAACCAGCUGUGGUUCAUAAAGGUACCCAGACUGAUCCCCUUCUGCUGCCUGGUGAGCUACCAUCUCGUAGGCAGAGAGAGAAGAAAGAACAUAGGAUGCCAGAAAAUCCUUAUCUCCAGGCAGUUCCAUCAUCCCCAUGGCCAAGCCCACUUCUAGCCCGCAAGAAGGCCUAUGUUAAAUGGGAAAACAAGGACUCCAGCCAGAAGAUGAAGGAGGAGCAUCACAGCUAUAAACCAUCAUACCAGGAACUUGAGCAGGAACGGAAUAUUCUGAAGGCAGAUAAUGAAGGUUUAAAAAUCCAGCUGGAACAGGCACAUAAAACAAUCGAAUCUCUCACCAUCCAGGGAAGGAACCAUGUAGUCGACAACCUACAGCACAGAGACUGCUCCUAGCAGACAAGAACGGAAAUCUCCAAUGUAAGAAUGUAAGAUUGAGGAGAGGUUGUGAUAAAGCUGCUUUACCUACUGAACUGGAGAGACUGAAGCAUCUUAAACAGAACUAUUCUCUAUACUCAACACAUUUCCAUACUGAACAUGCACUCCCAAAUGUAUAAAUCCAUUCCUUUGACUUUUCAGAAGUAAUUUAGCAUUAUCUGUGCAAUGGAAAUAGUAUUAUCUUCUGGGCUUGCUUUAAAAGGAGUGACAUUGUUGUUCAAGUGCAGAUUCCCCAGUGACCUGACUAGCACCAGCACACCUUACUCUGUAAGUGUUCUGAGAAAGUAGCUAUUCAUAAGGCUGUGUCAUCCCAGACUUGGUCUAAGUUCAGGUUUGUAGUCACAAGUGUUCUAUAAAGCUGAGUAUUUAAGGAACCCUGUAGAAAUAUUCCAUGAAGACAAGCAGUUCCUUCUCACUGUGGCCGAAACAAAAUCAUGAUGUGAACUGCCAUCUUUAUUUCCAAAGUUUAACAUGAUUAUUAAGAUAACUAGCAGAGCUGAUGAUAUUUGAUUCUUAAGACAUUGUUAGAAUAAACUGACACUUUCAGAGCUCUUUCAGAGCUUUAGAGGUCCUACUGUUUGAAUGUUUCCCUUUGUUAAGGUGAAAGAUGAGACUACAGAAAAUUUACAAUGAACAUUUUUGUGUUCUAUGCUACAGCUUGGAACACAGCCCUUAUUUAGUUUAAAGGAUAACCUGUCCACAGACAGUAGAUAUGGAACAAGGGUAAUUAUUUUUGUCUCAUGUCAAAGUGGAUAUCAUUGUCAAGUAGAACUUGAGGGCCCAUAUUAUGAGAAUUAGAAACUGUUCAGUAAUUUCAAUGCAACAAAUACUUUAUUCCAGAGCUCCUAAUAUCUGGUUUGAACAAGGUUUCUCAAUUUUCUGUCUCCAAGAUUUCACAUGCACUUUAAGGCAAUGAGUCAAGAUGAGUGUGCUCUUCUGUGUGUAAAUUUUGUAUAGUAAAGGUGCUAGGGAGGUAACUUAGUUUUCAUAGAGCUAGACUGUGCAUGUAUUUUUGAGACAACAAAACAGGUUUUCAAGUUACUGAAAAACUACUUGUCAGAAUAGCCAAUUUUAAAAUCAUAGUUCCAUUUCAAGAGAGUCUGUACUCCUAGUUAUAUAAAACUUGCUUGCAUUAUCUACUGGAUUCCUCAUCACACAUUUAAACACCAGAAAUUUAGGACUUUGAUGUAUUUAUUUACAAAGCCUACUUAAUGCUCUGAAAAAUGGACUUAUACAGGUUUAGAUUGAAAUAGUGAACUUACUACAAUAGCAUAUGUGCUCUGUUCAGAAUGGUCUACAUGUACAUUCCAUCCACAAAUUGCAGUCAUUAUAAAUAAAGCAUUUACAUGCUUGAUUAAAGAAACUAUUUGCUAGUUCAGCAAUUCUAAAUCCUUGUUUUGACCUAGGAUUGUGCUUGCAUAUCUACGUAUGGAUAAAAACAAAUGGAGAGAAACAGUAGUAUUAGAUUUUCGUUUACCUUACUGUAAAUAAGUGAAAAGCAUAGGACAACAUCCAGCAGCUGUGAAGACUGCAACGUUUUUUCCUUGUACACUAAGCCUCAGUCAUUAACAAUUAACAUGGAAUUGCACUUUGUUCAAUGAAGCAGAGCUUUCAGGUCAUGUCUGCAAACUUGAUUUGCUCUUUUCUGUAAGCUUCUUUAUUUUUGUCCUUCAUUCAGGGAACUACAGCGGGGCAUAUUUCUAAUAGGCAUUUAGCAAAUAAAUGCCUGUUUCUGCAACAACUAAAAUAAAAAGAUAGAAGUUGGAUAAAUUUUCACAUAUUCUGAAAAUACCCCCCAAGAGCAGCUAAGAGUCAUAAACGUGCAGCUAAGGUAACUGCUCACUUGUGGCUAAACUCUGGAUUCUAAUAGAACUUGUAUGUAGGCAUGUACUUUGCCUACACUGAGGGGUGGGAAUCAUGAACAAACUCUGCUUUAAAAAGAAAAUUCUCUAACAUCAGCAGCUGGCACAAGUGCUACCGUGUUACUAGGUUGAGAACUUAACACUCAAAAUUGACUAUAGAUUUGUACAGUCUUAAAAUGCUAACUUAAUGUUUCUCUGUGUUUUCUUGUUCCUACAAACAGCCUGAAUGACUUAAAAGGGAUCUGUUUGCAGGAACAUCUUCUCUAUUAAGUACGUGGUGCUUCAUGUGUGCUGAAAACUUCCUGCUUUUAAGUCAGUUGAUACCUAGAGAAUUUCAGAGCUCUCAGAGUACCUUCAGGUUCUCUGUUUGCCCAAAAGCCUGUACAGCUUUCAAUUUGGGGGUUUUUGUGUUUGUUUUUUGAUGGUGGUAUUCUUUUGUGACUUCGUUUUUGCUGCAUGGAAGACUGAUAGCAGAAACUGAAUACAGGGAUACUGCUAAAACUGACAAAGCUACUGAACAAAAAUUACUCUCAUCUGUCUUAAUCGUCAACCUGCUUUAUGCUAGGGAAAAAAAGAUACAAAUAAAGGAGUCAGAGCUGUUUAAAAGUCACGUUAGCAAACUGAUACAGAAAUUUAACUUGUCAUGGCUGAUUUAUUCUUUUUCCUCCUUCAACUGUGUUUCCUGUACCUAUAGGAAGGAGAAAAAAACAAGUGGUCCCUCACCCCAACUACUGUUUAUUUUUUAAGUGUGAGUAAUACCACAAUUAACUAAGCAGGCCUACUGUUGAUAUUCAGAUUAAAUAUAACUGCCUUUAAUGUAGCUUAUCUAUGUUUUUGGAAAUAGUUCUUUGGUACAGUAGCAAUCUUCUAUUGCUGAAACUGAUCUCUAUGGCAACUUGAAAUUUUUUUGGUUUAAUGCUAUUUGAAAAGCUUGAAAAAGUGUACAGAUUGUAAAGAUUUUAUAUAAAUUGUAAGAUUUUGGUUUAAUAUUUAUAUUAGAAAAAAAAUUAAAAUCACACUUCAUGCCU
Molecule: messenger RNA, 5901 nt
Organism: Calypte anna (Anna's hummingbird)
Lineage: Eukaryota; Metazoa; Chordata; Aves; Apodiformes; Trochilidae
Gene: RASGRP1
Product: RAS guanyl releasing protein 1
Exons: 17
Coding region: 612-2969 (785 amino acids)
Biological process (GO): Ras protein signal transduction; positive regulation of GTPase activity
Cellular component (GO): plasma membrane
Molecular function (GO): calcium ion binding; guanyl-nucleotide exchange factor activity
Source: RefSeq, a predicted model, not a curated record